ACUUUGCUUCAACUUUGUGAUGUCUUCCCCUGAAAUUGCUUCCCUUUCUUGGGGUCAGAUGAAGGUGAAAGGCUGCUCUACAACGUAUAAGGACUGCAAAGUAUGGCCGGGAGGAAGCCGAACCUGGGAUUGGCGAGAAACUGGGACCAAUCAUUCUCCAGGAGUGCAACCGGCUGACCUUGAAGAAGUCGUCAGGAAGGGUGUUAAAACUGUGGUGAUUGGUCGUGGCAUGAGUGAGGCUUUGCAGGUUCCACCAUCCACUGUGGACUACCUGAAGAAAAACGGGAUUGAUGUGUUGGUCUUGCAAACAGAGAAGGCUGUGGAGGAGUACAAUGCCCUGGCUGCUCAGGGUGUCAAAGUGGGGGGAGUCUUCCAUUCAACCUGCUGAAGCGUUACAGCUCAUUCCGCCUUCCUUGACCGCAGCCAAAUCACGGACACGCCUCUCCGCUGAAUCAAAUUACAGUCAACAGAGUGUGGACUUACGUGCCAAGGCAUUUGUGCGCUGACCAUCUAAAAUGCAAGGGCAGUUUAUUAGUUCAGGAUUUAAACAAAUGGAGCGCUCACAAAAGGGGGCUGUUAAUGAAAUCAGUUAAUUACAGAACCAUUGCCAUACAUCCUUGAGAUUGACCUAAUCUUCCUCUGAAGACUGUCUGUAUUCUGGUUACUGAACUUUUCAGCUGUUGGCUAAAUUAAGAUACUAGGUUUUGAAUACUUCUAUUACGAAAUGGCCCGAAAUUCCAUUAUUGGCUAUUGGAAUGCAGCCACAGGAUAGCUGAUGAGUACAAUCAAGUGGUAGACACGAAGCGACGGUAAUGAAGCGCUUUACCACCGCUGUAUAAAUACGUUAAAAAGGAAAUAAAUUAAAAAGCGAACCCAGAACAUACAACUUUGCCUCCUGCUGCCGACUUCAGUCAGGAUAUUGGCUGCGCAGAUCUCUUUGUGAUGAUUCAGGAACAUCAGAUAAUUUAGCACUUUUAAAUUUUAAAUUAAACCUGGAAAAAGGAAAAAAAAAUGUCUACAGGGAAUAAACAUAACAUCUGGGCCUUAAAGAAUUUUCCUGUUAACUGUGAAUUGUGAGGAUUGAGUUGUGGAAUACAGAUCUAUUCAAAAGUCCCUACGCGCUUAAAAUCGUUAGAAAGAUGUGUCACAAAACUAGAGUUUGCGACAUAAAAUGUUGAUCUUUAGGAAAUGAGUCUAAAUUGCUGCCAGCAAGGUGCUGCUCGCAAGCUGGGGAUGGAUGUGAGAAUUCUUACUGGUCGUCGUUACCUGAUGGUUCAAAUGGUGUGCCAACAAGCACCUUAUUACACUGAAAAUUUAAAAAGUUCUCUUAAUUGCUUCUAUUAAUGUUACAAGUUACCUACUGUAGAUCUUUUCUCCCCACCAGGCUCACUAAUUCUUGAUCUCUGCAUAUUAAGUCUAUGUCUAUUAAUGAAAGUACAAAGAUGACACAUAAGCCCUGAGGCACUUCGAGCCGUCCAAGUAGUAGCAGAGAGGCUUAGAUGGGUACGGGAACGCGCUGACUUUCCCAAGACCCAAGAAUAACCCUUCGCAAAAUACUAUGUUCUUUCUGUGUUUAUUUGCUCUAGGAAUCCUUUAAAACCUUUUAUCUGAUAAAAUACAACGUGGUGUAAAAGCAAAGGGAAAGUGAGGACUUGGAAGUUUUAUCUUGCCAUCUCCUGAUUACAGCAAUAUUUUCUAUUAGUGUAGCUAUAUUUGAGGCAACGUCUUCUCUAAACUGGCAAGAACUGCCUUUCCAGCUGCGUCUGUGUUCUCUGACACAGCGGUCGGUAUAAUGCUCGUCAUAACUGCCAUGACAUUGUUCUGAGUAACUCGCACGGUGUGAAGUAGAAGGUGAACCACUGACCCGGAAGACUGUAGGCAUCCCAAGGGAACGCCAGUAGAACCAGUUCCUACCGGUCCGCAGGGCGUGAAGACUUUUUGCAUUAAAUGUCGUUAUCUUAUAGCGGAGGUGGUUCGACUCUCUUGGUCGCAGUCACGUAUUUGCAUUAUUUCGUGAGCUUUUGGGCCUCAAGGCAGCCUUAAAUAGGAAGAGGCUUUGUAAGGCUUUUACUGAGAGGACAAUUCCAGUUUUUUAAGUACUGCAGUAUGCGUGUUACACUGUUAGGAGAAGUUGAGCGAACACCUGAUCUUUCACCUCCAGGUUUUUUUUUCCCUUUUUUUAUUUCUAUAAAAAAAUGUGGCAUAUUAAUGAUGAAGCCACAUUCAACAAAACCGCUCGGUCCAGGUCCUGCAUUUGAGAAAAAUACCCUGGGCUCCUCACGCUGGUGCUACCUGUUUUGGCCUCCCCCAAAGCAUGAGAGGAGCACGGCCCGUUUGGCACUGCCAGGUGACUUUCAGCGGUGCGCCCUGCCCGGCUUUGUGCUGCAGCCUCUUAAUUGUUCCUUUCAUUCGGCAACCGGUAGGAUACAGAACAGUCCACUUCUGAAACGGGGAGCUGCAGCGUGCAAAGAAACGGAUUUCCCUUUUUAAAGGUAAACUGCUACGGUUUGCUACCGUUGGUACAAAAUUUCGGUGUCAACAAGGAGAUAAUCUGCUGCAAGUCUUUUCCAUCCGUAUCUUCUAUUACUGCUCUCGUCACAGCUUCCUGCGUCAGCUUUGUCAGCUCCCACAAAAGCAUCUGCUCCACUUGGGCUGCUCCAGUCACCGAAAGCCCAAUUUCCUUCUCGGUGCCUGAAAUUGCUUUGCUACAUGGUGGAAACAGCUAGGACCGAUUCAUCGAAAAAUCCAAACGGAGCUCAAAACGGUUUCUUUAUUAAAUCGCCGCUUUCGGCUAGAGCCGUAAAUAAUUUCUUAAAAUGACGGGUUCAUCGCCCAAGUCACGGGAAUGCACUUUUAUAGGGCAGGCUUUCUCACGUACGCCGCUUCUCUGCCUCCCACCAGGAAACCGAUCUCCCAGUAGGCAGUGAACCCCCCCCCUGCCGCUCUCGCUAAGGCAGAGCCGCGGCUGGGCUGGGUGCCAGGAAGAUUCCCCCCCAGCUGCUCCGCCGCCGAGCGGGUCGGUCCCCAGCCCUUAUCUUUGUCGAGCAGCACGCGGGAGCUGGCAGCCAGGAGGAACGGGCCGUAAAAAGGCUUACAGGCACACCAAACGCAACGCGCCCGGCAUUUUCAAGGCGCAUCAGGCAGCAUUUGUGCGAAGCCUAGCAUCUACGAGCCUUCAAACUUUAUUUUGAAGUGCCACUAAUAUUGCAUUCGCAAAUUGUCAAGUAAAAAGACAGCCUGCUCCCGCAUUCCUAGAGCCUGCUACUAAGAAUAAACUGGAA
Molecule: messenger RNA, 3281 nt
Organism: Pygoscelis adeliae (Adelie penguin)
Lineage: Eukaryota; Metazoa; Chordata; Aves; Sphenisciformes; Spheniscidae
Gene: AAMDC
Product: adipogenesis associated, Mth938 domain containing
Exons: 3
Coding region: 20-388 (122 amino acids)
Biological process (GO): positive regulation of fat cell differentiation
Cellular component (GO): cytoplasm
Source: RefSeq, a predicted model, not a curated record